AUGCUGCUGCAAAGUGCUGCCAUUUUCUUGUCCUUCCUACUCCUUGUUAAAACUGAACAAUCCCGCGAUGACACUGCUGCCAAUGUCUCUCCCUCUGCAACAUCUGCCAACUGUUUCCCAUCAGAUCCUGUCAAAAAUCCUGAUGGGGGUUUCAUCUGUGAAGGAGACUAUAUCAGACUCUAUUCUGUGGACGCGAAGAGCCAGCAUCAGUAUCUGGCGAUUAAAGACACUCCUGAUGCUGGGCCUCCUUCCUAUGUACGAAAUGCAAUGACGACGGGCCAUUCGUAUCCAUUCAAACUACGAGACACAAGCGGACGGUGGCUGAAAAUUAGCCCUGGAAACUACAAGGACAAAAAAUAUCAAACUCUAUAUGUAGACAACUGGGAAGCAGUGUACGACGAUCACACUAAUCCCACGAUGUUGUUGUACGUUCCCAACACCGUCUACACGAGUCGAUCAUCAAUGGCUGGUGGUGCCCCGGCUGGAUGGAUUUUAGAUGCUGCUCAAGGCCUCGUGCUGUGGGAUUAUUAUCAGGAGCGUGUUGCGUUCGACUGGGCCGGCCCAAAUCCGUCACAAGUCCCAGGUUGUGAGACUCUGACUCUGUGGACAAUUGAACAAACUCAGUCUCCAACUGAAUUCACUGGAUAUAUAGAAAAAGUGUUGAAUUUGAAAUAUGCAAUCACGAAUGUCGGAGCCACUGAACAGAAUCUCAUUUUGACUAUGUCGACGACACAAUCCAACACUUGGAUGUUCAACAGAGAUCAACGUUUCAAGUAUUCUGUUACUGGACAAGGAUGGGUUGGAGUGCCCUUCUUGGGAACCGGGAUGUCAGUCUCUGUUUCGGCUGAUAUCGCUUUCACCACUGGACGUGGGAACAGUCAAACCAAAUCAACCUACUUUUCAGUCAGCGCCAUGAUCCCCGUCCCAGGCCAAUCUGUUAUAUCGGGUAGUAUUUGGAUGACAAAAGCUACUAUGAAGCAGGUGCCUUUAAUGUAUACCGUGCAGCGAACGUGGCCUGAUGGGAAGGUUGUUACGUUUGAGGUUACGGAUACUGUUGAUGUUGUUCAAUAUUAUGAUGCCGUGAUAUGCAUUUCAAAGGCGUCAGGUAUUGACUUGGGACAGACCCCAGCUUGCGUUCCACCUGCCUUAUCGAUGGGGAAAUCAACAGGCUCUUCUGGCAUCAUUCUUCCAUUCUUACAAGCCUAG
Messenger RNA from Synchytrium microbalum, 1206 nucleotides. RefSeq lists its product as uncharacterized. The record is from RefSeq and is a predicted model, not a curated record. Bases 1 to 1206 code for a protein of 401 amino acids. NCBI's taxonomy places the organism in Eukaryota, Fungi, Chytridiomycota, Chytridiomycetes, Synchytriales, Synchytriaceae. The transcript is spliced from 11 exons.